Molecule: messenger RNA, 2652 nt
Organism: Sporisorium graminicola
Lineage: Eukaryota; Fungi; Basidiomycota; Ustilaginomycetes; Ustilaginales; Ustilaginaceae
Exons: 1
Coding region: 1-2652 (883 amino acids)
Biological process (GO): regulation of DNA-templated transcription; DNA-templated transcription
Molecular function (GO): zinc ion binding; DNA-binding transcription factor activity, RNA polymerase II-specific; DNA binding
Source: RefSeq, a predicted model, not a curated record
AUGAGCCCGAGAAAGCGCAAGCAGCCUGAUCCGGAUCUAGGCAGUCUGCAGCAGUCCGAUACAUCGUCAAGGAGCAACUCGAAACUGCCAAUUGCAACUUCAUCCUCAUCCGUGGAACCGCAACCCAAACUCGUACACGGCAACGCCAGAUACAACCGUAUACACUAUGCUUGCCUCGAAUGCGCCCGCCGUAAGCAGAAAUGCAACAGAAAGAGGCCCUGUCAACAUUGCAUUGAACGAGGCAUCCCCGAAUCCUGUAGGCCCCAUCCAUCACACGACGACAACUUGGACAUUCCCCAAGAUCCCGAUACAGAACAAAGGCUGCGGCGUAUCGAGCAUCUUCUCGACGACUAUCUCCCCAGGAUCCUAGUCAAGGUCGACAAAGACUCUCGCACGUUGUCCAAGCCUCUCUCCCAUCCUAUCAACAGCCAAGAGCUCUGUCAGCAAGCCAUUCCUACCUACACAGCUACCGCCCAAGAUAGUGCACAGCUAGAGGAUCCAGAUCCAGACCACCUCGAGCCCCAAGGCAGGCUUAGCCCCGAAACGGGCUUGUACAACAACGGACCCACCAGCCACAUCAAGUCCAUUCUCGGAGACCUUCCUGGAAGUCCGCAGAGCAUCCAGCCGCUCAAUUUACCCAUCAGAACCGUCGGCUCUAGUUCGGAUUUUGACGAAUCCGUCAUGCGGUACGGCCGCCCUGCUCCACCCUCUCACGAGCUGCUCGGCGCACUCAUCAGCCGCGAUCACUGCCAAGUUCUCAUCGAUCACUAUCUCACCCAGAUUGACUGGAUGCGCCAACCUCUGCCCCGAACCCGACUUCGCCAGGCGUUCGACAGCUUUUGGCAGUCUGGUCCCAAGAUCACGGCCCACAAUAUCAACAUCUUUGCCAUCAUGUGCGGCAUUUGCGCCGUCGCUGCUCUAUCCGUCCAGCACGUUUUGUUUCCAAGUCGCCACCAAGAACGAUCGCAAUUAGCCAGGCAUUUCCAUUACGCAGGCAGAAAAGCUUUGCUCAUGAGUACCAUGCUCGGAUGCGAAGACGUCGAUCAAAUCAUCGCUUUCGUUCUGUCAUGCCAUUUCCUUGUCCUCGAUCGACGAGUUGGCGAGUCCUACAUUGUUGGCGCUUCUGUCGUUCCAGCUGCGCUCGCCAUUGGCCUCCAUCGUGAUGGCACCAAGCUCGGCCUCCCACCCCAGCAGGUCGAGCUCCGAAGAAGGGUUUGGGCCGCGGUCUAUUGUAUGGACCGCGCUCUAGCCGUACACACGGGCCGUCCGGCCCUCUUGGACGAUCGCUUCUGCGACACCCGCCUCGUCGAUGAUCAGAUCGACUUCGACAGCAGGAGCCUCUGCACGGCCGCAUCACGAGCACAGCCACUUCCCUUUCCGCCUCCGUCUGUCUACACCCUCACCCUCUACCGCCAGCAGCUUGCACGCCUUGAAGGCGAAGCCGCCGCAUUCUCACAGACCCUGGGCAGUCACAUUGGCAUCGGCGAUGUGCUCGCUUUCGACCACAAGAUCCGACGCUUUCAGGAGACUCUUCCUCGCUACUUCCACGCGAGGCUGACGGAAGACGGCGUAUUUUACGACACUUCGCUCGACGCCACCUAUCCCUUUCUACUGACGCAUCGGUUCCUGCUCCAUUCGGACAUCAACGCGCUGCGCAUCGUGCUGCUGCGACCCUUUCUGCUUCGUUCCAGGCGGUCGAUCAGUGCAAGAUUCGCUCCGGCUCGAAAAGCGUGCAUCGAAGCUGCGCUGCACAAUGCCGAAAUGCUUCGAACUAGCGUGCGCCAUCUGCGAGCCUCGGUCCCCACCCCAGAGCAGCGAUUGGUGUGGCGAGCACAGAUCGGUACGCAGAGCUGGUUCCAAUCCUUGCUCGUCUGCGGUCUCGGGAUGUUCAUGGAACCCUCUGCCCGCAUCGCUUCCAGGCUCAGGUCGCAUCUGGAAUAUUACAUUGAAGAGUACCAUGGCAAGGGCUUCAUCGCCAUGGACGACAUGAGCGAGCGCGAGGCCAAGGUGAUCAGCAUGUUUAUGUCCAGAUUCGAGCAGAUGAGCGAGGCCGGUGCGCCAGAGGAAGCACACUCCAACAUGCAUCCGUCUUCGUCGUCCGACUCGGAAGCUUGGCAUGCCUCGUCGUGUAACGGCAUCGCAAGAACCGAGCCUGGUACCGCUCGAUUCAUCGACGGCAGGCAGAACCGAGAGCUAAGAUCAGCACCUGGAUCGCUACUUGAGUCGAGAGACGCGUCUGCAACUGGCAACGUCGAGCUGGACAAGGCUGGAGCCUAUGGCGAUUCGGCGUUCAACACCAAAGUCAGGAGCCGGUCGCUUCAAAUGCCGUCGGUGACCAACGAGCAAUGCAGCCCACCUCUUCCAGUCGGAGCUGUCCAACAUGGCGGCGAGGGACAUGCUCCCGUGCCGAUGGGCAUGCCUCCGUACACGGACCCAAACGUCACAGCAAAGGAGUUCCAAGUACCGCCCAGCUCGAUGCGCCUCGCAUCUGCACUGAGGAUGGCUCCUUCCUCAUCGCUAGACCAGCUGCUGUCGCCGUUCGAGGCUUCUGGUAGUGAGGCUACCAUGGCGAGUGCUUCGUCAUCCGGAUCUCAAAACCCAGACGUGGAUCCUGCUUACUGGCAAGCUUUGAUCGACAAGAUCCUAUCAUGA